UCGACGGCGGCGGGAGGCGUGCAGCCUGGCCGGUCGCGCCAUGGACGCAGGAGCGGAAGCGAAAGGGGGUGGCGGCCCCGCAGUCCCUGAGGACCCUGUGAGCCCCGGGCUCCCGCAGCUCCCGCGCCGCCCGCAGCUCCUGGAGGAGGACCGAGCGCCCAGCGAGGAAGUGGCCGCCGCAGACGGAGGGGACGCCGCGGCGCCAGAGGGACCCCCGGGCGAGCCCCCGGCCGAGGCCUCCGCGGCGCCCCCAGCCCAGGCCCAGGCCCAGGCCCAGGCCAUGGCCGCGGGCGAGGCCCUGCCAAUGCCCAAGGCGGCGGCCGGUGGGGUCCCCAACAUCGGCUUCGUGGGCGAGCCCCCGCCCUACGCGCCGCCGGACCCCAAGGCCGCGCACCUGCUCUACCCGCCGCACUUCUCACCGCCGGUGCUCUUUCCGCCCGCGCCGGCCGCCCCGGCCCUGUACCCGCCGCCCGCACCGCUCUUCCCCGCGCCUGCCGCACAGCCGCUCUUCGCCACCUUCCCAGUGUACAACAGCCCCGUGGCAGGCGUGCCAGCCCCGGCCCCGGCAGAACACAGGCCCCCGCCCAAGGACUACAUGAUGGAGUCUGUGCUGGUGACCCUCUUCUGCUGUCUCCUCACUGGGCUCAUCGCCAUCGUCUACUCCCACGAGACCCGCGCAGCCCUGGCCCGGGGGGACCUGGCUCAGGCUCAGGAGGCCUCUCGCAAGGCCCGCUCGCUGGUGCUCUUCAGCCUGCUCUUCGGGGUCUUCGUGUCCACCAGCUGGGUUAUCUACGUGGUGGUCGCGCUCUACCUGCCUUGAGGGCUGCUCGCUCCGCUGGGGACUCCGGGUCCUUGGCCAGGCUCCUUCUGUGGACUUGAAUUCCCGCCGGCAGCCACCUGUCACCUAGAGGGGACCCGGGCGGGAGGCCGGAAGACGGUGGGCUCUGCAGUCCAUGGCACCCCUGUGGCCGGGCCUCGGCAUCCUGGCCUGAGGGGGCCCCAGUGCCCCGGUGGCUCCAGCUGGGGGACGGGGGCCAGCGCCUCCAUGCCCAGGCCUUCUCCUGACCCUGAGGGACCAGCGCCCUCCUCUCCUCAGAGUCGCUGGCAAGGACGUUGCCACCUCCGGCCGCCCAUGCCUGCAGGGCCUAGCUGCCCGGCUCUCGCCCUCCCUGUGGGAGCUGAGAGGAGCAGCCUCCCCUCUCCUGGGUGGCUCCUGCCCCACCCAGGAGGCAGCCUCUCUCUCUCCUGCUGACCCCUCGCCCCAAAGCCCAGGCCAUGGUGACCGGUCAGUGGACGCACAGCAACACGCCGGGCGGAGGGUCUCGUGGCUGCUUCGGGAGCGUUGCUGGCCCUGGUCCCUUCAGGGGCUCUGGGGUUCCCCCUCCUGUCCCUCCGGGAUGCUGUUCUCUGCCCACACUGCCGUGGUGUCUGACUCGUGCACAUGGGCUGGAGCAGGGCGGGAAUUUCUGUCGGGUGUUUCCUGGCCAAAGGUGACAGCAGAGCAGGGACGUCUACCCGCACGGAGAAGAGGAGGGGACCUCGGCAGAGUCACGAAGGUGGACAGCUCCGGGGGGCUCUCUGAGCACCCACUGGGUGCCAGUCUCCGCCCUGGCACUCACCAGGACCGGGAGCUGAAGCAGGAGCACAUCCCGUCUUGACCCUUGGGACGCUCCUGGAGCCUGGGAGAUGCAGAUACAGAAGAAGAGAGGCAGGACGCUGCGUGGAGCUUGAGAGGUGGCCUCAUGGUCCAGGCCGCGGGGCUGGCCCAGACUAAGGCUCUCAAACCCUAAAAUGCAUGAUCGUCACGAAAUAGGGGGAGUAAAUGGGAUUUAGGGGUCCAUAGACGCCGGACGGCCAUAGCAACUUCUGUCACUAAACUCUUCUAAGUAAAAUCAAAAUAGAAAUCACGUAGACCAGUGUGCCACUAGCCCGAAAGCCUAUAGGAAACACCUGGGAUCCUUGUUAAAGUGCGGAUCCUCAUUCCGUAAGUAGGGCCCGAGAUCCUGCAGUUCUCAUUUCUGCUCCCAGGUGCCACUGAAGCUGGUAAAUUGGACCAACUUUAUGUGGUUAAAACCAUUAAAUCAGGACCAAGCCAAGGACGCCCCCUAGAGUCUCUGCUCAGCACUGUUGUGAGGUUCUAGCUAGUGAAACAAACAGCAAAAAAUGAAAUUUGUAGUAUGAAAACUAGAAGAGAAAAAAUGAUGCUCUGGCUAGAAUAUGCAAGCAUCCAUGAAAAAUUAGAAUAAGAGGACUCAGAAAAGUGAUUAUAGUAGUCAGUAGCAAUAUUCAGUUAAAAGUGGAAAAAAUGUAAAAUUCCACUCAAUAGUGAUUAAGAAACAGUAAAACUUAGGCAUAAAUUUAACAGGAAAAAAAGAACAAUUUUUUUAGAAGGAAAGUACAUGUGUUAUAAGAUGCCAUACAAGGAUUUUGGGACAUCUACUGUUUGAAAAAAACAAAACCCCGUGCCUCUAAAAAGAGCAAAGAACAAAGUAUCUGCAUAUAAAGAUGUAAUAUCAUAAAAUAUCUAGCUUUCUUAAACAGACUUAAUGAAAUUCCAACAAGAAAGCUAAGCUUUUAAAACUGACAAAGAUGUUUAAAAAAUAUGGAAGGAAAAUGUGCAAAAAUUGCUAAUUUUUUCAGUUUAAUGAGGGAAAACUGUCUUCACCAGAUUUUGAAACUUACGAUAAAGCUCCAGUAAACGCAGAGUGCAGCAUGGCUUUGCCACAGAACUGGAAUGGUGAAACAUAAAGCCCAGAAAACACUCCAGGUGUAUGUGGGACAAUAAUUCCUGGCCCAGAGAGCAUUUUAGUUGAGUCAGGGUGGACAGCAAGCAGAGUUGGCUAACUGGUUGGAAAAAAAAUGAUUCUCCUCCUAUUGUAUAAAUAAAUUCCAAGUAGUAUGAAAUAAAAGUGUACUAAUCUUAUAUGAAGCUUAGGGGAGCAUUUCUAUAGUUUCAGGGUGUUAGGCAGUGUGGAAGGGGCGGCCUCCCGCAAUCUGGAAUACUUUUGAGGAAAAGACUGGUAGCUUUUGAGUUCUGUGUGUUAGGGAAGAACUUACUUAAACUAUCGGAUGAUUUUUACUUAUCAGAUUGGAAAACGUUAGAAAGAUUGAUUCUGGAGUUGGUGAAACCUUGACCCUCUCAUUUGUUGCUAGGGAGGUGUGCAUUGCUACCCUCUUUGUAGAAAACAGACUAUGGUAUCUGUUAGUGAUACAUGUUCAGUUCCGUUCAGUUCAGUCGCUCAGUUGUGUCCGACUCUUUGCGACCCCAUGAAUCGCAGCACGCCAGGCCUCCCUGUCCAUCACCAUCUCCUGGAGUUCACUCAGACUCACGUCCAUCGAGUCCGUGAUGCCAUCCAGCCAUCGUAUCCUCGGUCGUACUAGGUAUUAAUGUGCAUGUGCGUGCAGAGACCAGAGUCUGGGAGGGUGUGUUCCAAGCUGCGGAGGGUGACUGCCUUUGGGGAGGGACUGGCACUUGUGCCACACGUCGCUGAAGUUUAAAAUGCGGGUGUAUUCAUGGGCUGUGCAAUUAAAAAACAACUGGAAAAAA
This is a messenger RNA of Capra hircus (goat), 3547 nucleotides long. RefSeq names its product vegetative cell wall protein gp1 (gene PRRT1B). Gene Ontology annotation, cellular component: membrane. Lineage: Eukaryota; Metazoa; Chordata; Mammalia; Artiodactyla; Bovidae. The record is from RefSeq and is a predicted model, not a curated record. Bases 41 to 820 code for a protein of 259 amino acids. The transcript has 4 exons.